Messenger RNA from Halichondria panicea, 5418 nucleotides. RefSeq names its product serine/threonine-protein kinase MRCK alpha-like. The transcript has 40 exons. Gene Ontology annotation, cellular component: cytoplasm; cytoskeleton. Gene Ontology annotation, biological process: peptidyl-threonine phosphorylation; actomyosin structure organization. NCBI's taxonomy places the organism in Eukaryota, Metazoa, Porifera, Demospongiae, Suberitida, Halichondriidae. The coding region runs from base 223 to 5130 and encodes 1635 amino acids. Gene Ontology annotation, molecular function: protein serine/threonine kinase activity; ATP binding. The record is from RefSeq and is a predicted model, not a curated record.
UGACCUUGGUAUGCAAAGUGCAUGUACACAAUUUAUUAUUGUAGCUUUGUCUACGUCUAUUAAAUUCCUAAAGACCUCUUCAAUUGGCUCUUGGCUUCUAUCAUUAUUAAAGUGCAGUGUAGAUAGCUAACUGAACUAGACCAAUGAACUAGUCUACUAGCUAGCUAAAUAGUGAAGUUUGUUAUUCUAGUGACCCCUCCCCACUCUUGUGAGAGGUAUAAGAUGGCCUCUGACCAGCCUCGUCUCCCUGGCAUGGCUCUGGGUACCAAGGCUCGUGUCAAGGACGACCCAGAGGACAGGAUGGCAGAGCUGGAGAGAUUGUUCAUGGCACACAGUGUUACAGACCACGGACAGAGCUAUAGUAUCGAGACUCUACUAGAUGCUCUCAUCGUCCUCUAUGAUGAGUGUUGUACCUCAUCGUUCAAGAAAGAGAAGACUGUCUCUUUGUUUGCAGAUGCAACCAAGCCGGUGGUGAGCAAUAUACAGAGCCUCAGAUUAUGUGCUGACGAUUUUGAAACUAUCGAGCUCAUCGGAAAGGGGGCGUUCGGAGAGGUCAAGGUGGCUAAACUCAAGAGCACUGGUAAAGUGUACGCUCUCAAGAUUCUCAAUAAAUGGAAGAUGCUCAAAAGGCACCAGACGGCUUGCUUCCGUGAGGAGAGGGACGUGCUAGUGUUCGGCCCACAAGAAUGGAUCACUACGCUCCACUUUGCCUUCCAAGACAGAGAGAACUUGUACCUAGCCAUGGACUAUUACCUCGGUGGGGAUGUGCUCACACUCAUCAGCAAGUAUGAGGACCACCUCCCGGAGGAUAUGGCCAAGUUCUACACCUGUGAAAUGGUUCUGGCUAUCGACGCCAUCCACCGGCUAGGCUACGUCCAUAGAGAUAUUAAACCUGACAACGUCCUUAUUGGUAAAGAUGGACACAUCCGAUUGGCUGAUUUUGGCUCUUGUCUCAAAAUGGACUCUCGUGGGAAGGUUGCUUGUACCACUGCAGUGGGGACACCCGACUACAUCUCCCCGGAGAUACUCACCGCGAUGGAGGAUGGUAGAGGUGUGUACGGACGAGAGUGCGACUGGUGGUCCCUCGGUAUCUGUCUCUACGAGAUGUUGUUUGGGGAAACCCCCUUCUAUGCCGAGUCCCUCAUUGAGACAUACGGCAGAAUCAUGCAACACAAGUCUCGUUUCUCAUUCCCAGCGAAUGUGAGCUAUGACAUGGUGUCACGUGAUGCUAGAGAUCUCAUCAAAAAGCUGAUAUGUAAUGCCAAGGAUCGGCUGGGACGCAGUGGUAUAGAGGAUUUCCGUUCUCAUCCAUUCUUCAGUACGAUGGACUGGGACAACAUGCGCAAUGUAUCACCACCGUACAUACCAGAGUUCUCUUCUCCCACUGAUACAAGGAACUUUGACCCCAUAGAGGAAGAGGACGACGGCAUGCCUCGGGGCCAUUAUCCUGAUCCGAUGUCCUCUAGUAAGAUGACGGCCCUCACAGUUCACCUUCCCUUCGUAGGGUUCACAUACACACACAACAGUAGCCUCUCAGACAACCCCCCCAUCACUGAGGGAGGUACGGGGACUAGCCCCCCAGCAGGGGACGGCAAGGAAGUGAGUCGACUUAAGUCAGAAAUGGACACACUCAAGAAACAACUAGCCAAGAAAACCAUCUCUGAGACAUCUGGUCCAGCUGGAGAUGAUGAGUCAAGCUCCAAGGUUCGUACACUAGAACGUACCACUAAGACCCUCAAGUCAGAGAAGAGCUCGCUCAGUCUGGAGCUGAGCUCUCUGAGGGAAAAACUUGCCACUAAGGACAAGGGACUACGCGGUGUCAGCGAGCAACUGGAGGAGACAAAGGAGGAAAACACACGACUAACUGAGAAGCUGAGCGAUGUGAGGGCGCAAAAGGUCAAGUUCUCCAGACUGGCUAGAGAGAAAGGAGAGGAGAUCGAGGAGAUGCUUGAAAAGGUUGACUCUCUGAGGAAGAACAACAGGGAAUUAGAUAAAGAGAGGAGGGCGCUGGCAGCGGACGUGGACGAGUAUCGUAGCGAGUCUGACAAAUACAAGAAAGCCGCGAGACGUCACGAGGGAACCAUCAAGUCCCUCGAGGAUGAGAUAUCCCAAUUAAAGAGCACCAGACGACGCACUUCAGACUCCACCCCUAGUCUAGAAAUGAAAGAGCAAAUAGCAAAACUUCGUACGGAGUUAUCGUCCAAGGAGGCGGAGCAUCAGGAGGCAGUCUCUAGUCUCCAGUCCAAGAGCAGCACUGAGAUACAGAACCUCAAGAAGAUGCUCGGGUCCUCGGAGGCUAGCAACACCGACCUGCAGAGAGAAAACAACGAGCUGCAGCUCAAACUGACACGAUCACGAAACAAGAGUGUCCUGGAGUUGGACCAGGGUCUACGUGAGAGGAGCGAGAGAUUUGAUAGGGAAAAGCAGAUGCUGUUGGACCAAAACAAGCAACUCAAAGUGGAACUGGACAAGGUGUCGUCUGCCAACAGGGACAUGUUGUCCAACAAGGCCGAGGUUGAUGUUGAGUUGAAGGAGCUGCGGCAGAACAGAGAACUGCUGACUCAGUGGGAGCGCCAGAUCGCUGACAUCAUUCAGUGGGUCACUGAGGAGAAGGAUGCACGAGCGUACCUUAAGAACGUAGCCAAGAAGCUAGCUGAUGAUGUUGAUAACCUCAAGAGUAACGCGUCAACACUUGGUCGUCAGAAGGAGGAGUGGAUGGAGAGACGUACACUCAAGCGUGACAAGGGAGGUAACCUCGAGUUACAGCUGCAACUGAAGAAUGAAAUGGCAGAGAAGGCGAAGACUCAAGAGCAGCUCACUCAGAUCACAGCUCAGAUGGCUGAAAUGGAAUCACACACACAACAGGCGGAGACAGAGGUGGACAAGUUGCGUAUUGAGAACGAGAAGCUGCAACAGCAGAUGAAGCAGCUGCGACUAGCCGGUGGCCACCGCUCUGACAGUACGAGUCACUUUUUCCAGUCCCCUGCCCAGCGCCCCCCUGACCACAGACCAGCCCCCCCUCCCCCCGCUGCCACUAGGAAGACCUCCUCCCAAAGUGGUGGUAGUGUACAUGAACUGAUUGUGCGCACGUUCGAUGCCCCCACAAAGUGUGACACGUGUACCAGCGUCAUGUUCGGUCUCGUCAGACAGGGUCUCGUCUGUAAAAACUGCCAGAUGAGUUGCCAUGUUCACUGUAAGGACAAGGCAGUGCCUACUUGCCCCCUCCCCCCGGGACAAGCCAAGCUACCAUUUGGUAUUGACAUCCAUCACGGUGUGGGCACAGCUUGUGAGGGCUGGAUCAAGAUCCCUAAACUGGGCGGAGUUAAGCGUGGUUGGCAACGAGGGUACGCUAUUGUGUGUGACUUCAAGGUCUUCCUACAUGACCCUGGUAGUGACAUCCACUCUCCUGCCGUCGCUGCCACACUCAUCUUUGAUAUCAGGGACCAGAACUUCCGUGUGAGUAAGGUGACCUCUCAAGAUGUCAUCCAUGCUGGACCCAAGCUCAUCCCAGCCAUCUUCAAGAUGUCAUGCAACCAGCCUGGAUGCCCUAGUCUUCGCUCAGAGGCUCUCAUCCUUACAGACAAUGAGGCGGAGAGAGAUCGCUGGGUGGCCACACUGGAAGAGCUACAGAAGGCAGCCAAACAGAGCUCUAAUCAAAUGAAUGCCAUGUACAGCUGUCGUGAGAUGUACACCACCCAACAACUGGAGAUACUCAAGCACAUCACGUGUGCAGCCAUCGCUAACCCAGAACGUGUUCUCCUCGGAGACACUGAGGGGUUAUACAUGCUGAAUGUGGUGGACGAGGGGUUAUUCAAGUUCAGUGACCGAGACAUCAGGAAGGUGUCUCACAUACGCAUCUUGCAGGAGGAGGGGCUGAUCGCACUAUUAGCUGGGCGUACCCGGCUGUGUGUGCGUCUCAUCUCCCUGUCUGCCCUGGACAGUGGGGAUCUGAGGAACGCUGUGAUUAAGGUACCAGAGACGGAGGGGGCCAACGUGUUCACCACGGGCUCACUGGGACCCACUGUGUACGUGUGUGCAGCUGUCAAGAACAAGGUGGUCAUUCUGGAGGUCAACAGAACCAAGCAAAGAUACGAGAAGAAGAAGGAGGUGACCCUGCCACUGCAAGUCGAGUGUAUGCAGAUGUUCAAUGAGAAGCUGUGUGUUGGCUAUCAGUCUGGCUUCUCGUUGAUACACAUCUACAUGGACGAGAAGUCACAGAGUCUUGUGCACAGUGAUGACCUCACUCUCGGGUUCAUCCGCCUCAACAGUUUGCCAGCCAUGUAUGCCGUGGAGAUCAACAACGGACAAGAGUACAUACUGUGCUUCAAUAUGGUGGGUGUGUACGUGAAUGGACAGGGGCGGAGGUCACGGAAACAAGAGCUCCUCUGGCACUCUGCACCUGUCUCCUUCGUGUACUCUGACCCCCACCUGCUGGUCUACUGCGAGAGUGCCCUGGAGAUAUACGAUGUGGUCACUGCCAAAUGGAUACAAACCAUCUCCUUCAGAAAGAUCAACUCUCUCUCCCCCGAGGGCAACCUCACGCUGUGCUCUAUCAAUGAACAGCCGACAAUGCUCUAUCUCAAGAAGCAAAUGGAAGACGAUCAACUGCGUCUGCCCAGCUUCACUCGAGGGAGGUCGGCCACCAACGCCCUCAGGGUCAGCAAGAAACUGCCAAAUCCAAACGCACAAAAAGGAGCUAAAAAGUCGAGCAGGUUUGCUAUUUCUGGGCCGACUAACUUCACCCACGUGCAGCACUUUGGUCCCUAUCAGAGCCUGAACCCUGACGAAAUGCCGGAAGCGGGUAAAGACGACCCAAGAUCUGGUCGAGGUCAGAGUCUGAGUGUGGUGGGUGGACACAUGCCGAGGGAUGGUUCUCCCUCCGCCUACUCUCUCAGUGCUAUGGACAUCAGCACGUCAGCUAGCACGUCAGUUGCACCACGACUCAGCAAGGCGGAGUCCCUAGACCCAAUGACACAGAGUGGGUCCUCAUCCUUUACCUCGUCUAGUGCACCAGAACAGGAGGAGGAUACAUACAUAAAUCGCCUCUCAGGAUUUGAUGCCAACACACUGUUUGAUGACCUCAACCUGGGUGACCUAGGAGACCUGGAGAGGGAGUUCUCCCACCACUGAUUACACUUCAACAACAACUCAGUAGUCUCUAGGAAAUGUUCAAACUUAAUAUUCAACCUAGUCGUAUUUAUAAGCAUCUUUCUAUGCUGGCUUGUACAGUGUGGCAACCAAUUUUCUAUUUCUGCUGCUAUUUGUCAUUGGCAGAUAUUUCCACAGUUUUAUAGUAGCUAGAGCAGUGUGUUUAUCAGAUGAUUUGUAGUAUAAUUAUAUAACAUUAUAAUUUUUAAUUUUUAAUCAUUGUGAGAUAGCAAUGUAAAUUAAUUAAUACAUGUUUACAUCAAUUGACAA